This is a messenger RNA of Suncus etruscus (white-toothed pygmy shrew), 510 nucleotides long. Its product is annotated as tumor suppressor candidate 2-like. NCBI's taxonomy places the organism in Eukaryota, Metazoa, Chordata, Mammalia, Eulipotyphla, Soricidae. Gene Ontology annotation, biological process: inflammatory response; regulation of mitochondrial membrane potential. The record is from RefSeq and is a predicted model, not a curated record. Gene Ontology annotation, cellular component: mitochondrion.
AUGGGCGCCAGCGGCUCCAAGGCUUGGGGUCAGUGGCCCUUUACUUUGGCAGCCGAGGGCAGCAGCCCGGAGGAGGCGGGCACGGUGCAGGCUUUGGUGACAGCACCCCCCGUAGUGCCCCCGUAUAUCUUCACGUGCUGCGGCUCCAUAUUUUAUGACGAGGAUGGAGAUUUGGCUCACGAGUUCUAUGAAGAGACAAUCAUCACCAAGAAUGAGCAGAAGGCCAAGCUGAGGCGAGUGCAUAAGAACUUGAUUCCUCAAAACCCAGGCUCGUGUGUGGCCUCCACCGAGGAUCCUACUGGGGCCACAACCCUAUCUAAACUCCAUUGGCCUGGAACCCUCAGCUAUGAAUGGAAUGGGCCUGCAGUGUUGGUUGGGUGUUGGCAUACAGCGUUUCAGCCGUUUGCUACCUCGAUUCCUUCUGUGUUGGAUGCUGGAGGCAGUGCAAGCCUGGUUGUGCCUGCCUGCCUGUUCCCACCUCCAGAUGGGCAGACAGUGGACUGGCUGUAA